CGUGAUGGCACACGAGAUACAUUUAAAGAACAAAAAUUACCGACAGUGGGUCAAGGCAGGCCUAGGCUUAAAUUAUCUGAAAGAAGGACUAGCACCAUUUUGCGAUGACAUAGGAACACUUCAGCAAAAAGAUAUUAUAAACCAAAUUCAAGGAACAAAGACUCCUAAACCUAAUGUACCAUGUGGCGUAUGUCAGAUAACAACUCUCCAGCCAGAUCAUGUUCGAGUCUCAAAAGGAAUAUGUCCACUCAAGCAAGACAAAUGUAACUGUUGCUUUCCAAAUAAUAAGAAACCAUGUCCAAACAACAUAUGUGGUGCCAUCUAUGAUAGCAUUGUACAGAAUCAUGCAUCAAUACCACCGGAACCUUUUUGGAAAAACAGUGAUGCCCAUUAUUGGUUUACUGAGCCUUGGAGCAUAUGCAAAUGUUUUAUACAUGCUCCUGGGUACAAGGACAAGACAUCAGCAGCCGACGUUGACUGCUCGGGGUUACUACAUGUUAUCAUAAAUAACAAAUAUUUUCAUAAUCAUAUUGGAUGCAAUGUAACAGGACCAAACAAUCUUUUCGCAAAGGUCAGACAGUAUAGAAAUGAAAUUUUUCACUCAAGCAGUAUGGAGUUAGAGGAAACAGAGGCAAAUUCUUACAUUGAAGAUAUGAUAUCAGUUCUACAAGAUGGAAAGGAGCUUAUACACCAUCAGGCUGCUCAACUAGCUGUCGGGAAACUACACGAUCUGAAGAAGAAGGACUUCAUAAUUACUUCUGACGGCUAUGAAGAAGUUCUGAGGCAAAUCAAAGAAGAAAUGACGAAAGUUCUGAAAACAACAGAAAAUGCUGCAACUAAAGAUCAAUAUUUCGAGCUUACAAAUAAGUUAUCUGACCUUGAGACACAGAUUGCCCAAGAAAAAGAGGAGAAACAAAGACUCAAGGUACAAGAUUCUUCUCAACAAAAACAGCUAGAGUAUGAAAAAACUAAAUCAGAACUUCAAGGCGACCUGAUUAAAUUCUACAGAAAAAGGUGUAGUUCAAUACCUCUGUCACCGCUUCUUGAAGAAAUAGAGACACCUCUAGCUGGGUUCUACGUGAUGCCAGAUAUAGUCACUGUAAAAAAGAAGUCCCUAACUUGUCAUGAAGAGGAGAGAACACCGAUCAAGUCUUUGAAAGACCUGUUUUCAACCGGAAGUGGAGAUCAGCAAGAAAUUUAUCUAUCAGCUGAUGCAGGCUUUGGAAAAACUGCUUUCUCAAAAUAUCUUGCAGUCACGUGGUGUCAAGCUCAUUGUCACGAUGAAGACUACGCCUGCUUUAAAGAUGACGAGUUAAAAACGUUAUUUGACUUUAAGUUCUUAUUUUUGGUUUUAUUAAGAGACUGUACCACUGUUUGCAACAUUGACGAAAUGAUUGAACAGCAACUAACUAAGAAACUGCCUUCUUCUGCAUCAAUACAUGAAGUUUUACGUAGGGAAAAAUGCUUGAUUAUAUUGGAUGGUCUUGAUGAAUGGACUCACCCUGAUAAUAGCUGUAGCGAAGUAACAGAAAACAUCCCACAUCGGUACGUACGUGAUAAUUGUGUUAUCCUAACUACAACUCGACCGUGGAAGCUCGGAGAUGCAAAUCUCAAAACAAGUCAAAUAAACAAAAAAGUAGAAUUGGUUCAAUUAAGUGCAGAUUCUACGCGGAAACUAGAAGAAAAUGCUAUAAGAAAAAUGACCGGUGUCCGUGACGAUAGAGUACUGAAGAGUAAAAGACAUGAUUUUGAUAAAGUGAUAUGUGACCGUCACCUAGAAAACAUACAAGUGACUCCACUGCUCCUCAUGUAUAUAGUUUGCCUAUGGUGUAAUAACAUUCCUAUAGGAAAUUCAAAACAUGAAAUUUACACCAAUAUCGUUGAAUUUCUAUUAUCAAGAACGUCAAAGAAACACCCGGAAGUUCAACCAUCUCGUGAAUCGUCUGCCAGUGAAAUUCCAGAAUACUUCAAAAGUCAACAAUUUUGUAAAAAGUUUUACAGUCUUAUAACAUCAUUAGCGGAACUAGCUUACAAAACAUUAUUUAACGAAACAAGAGAAAAUACGCUGGUAUUUGAUAGAACGGUUGCUGAUAUAUAUCUCAAAGCAGACGACAUGAAAUUAAGUUUUUUCUCAGGAAUACUGUCAGAAAGUAGAAGUAAAACUUUAAUUAAAGAAAUUAUUAAAGUAUCGUUUUCUCACAAAACAGUGCAAGAAUUCUUUGCCGCCAUUUUUAUAAGUUCUCAAUGUGAUGCUCAGAAAACUGUUGUAGAAAAAUGCAGAAAUGUUCAAGACAUUCUGGACUUGUCAAACAUUUGUGAAUUUAUAAGUGGAAUGAAUGCUGACCGGAUGUGUGCAAUAUCAAAUGAUUUGAUGUCUGUGAUAAAUGAAGACAAGAUAACACGCGACUAUAGAAUUAGGACAGGUAAAGAAGACAUGUACUUCACUCCAUUGUAUAAUAUAGAAAAAAUGUUCAUGUCCUGUUUACAAGAAAUGCCUGACAGUGAAUUAUAUUUACAAGAUUUCUUCAUUAACCCGUACACCGACCACAGUGAGCAGUUACAACGUUUGUUAAAACAAAAUAAAACCAACAUAAAAUCACUUUAUAUUAACACCAGAAUUACUUCCAGCAGUUUACGUGAACUUAUAGAUUUAUUCUCUCUCACAGAUCUCAGUAAUAUACAGAAACUUUACUAUUGUGGUGUCGAGGUGGAGGCUGAGAUAAACCGGAUAUUGUUUCCCAGUUUACAGUACGUUACUUUGUUGUGGGGUACAUGGACAAAUGAUGAAAACAAUCUGAGUGAAAAUUUAGCGCGAGUACAAAACUUACAAUAUUUAUAUAUUGACGAGUUCACGUUAUCUCACAAAAUCCUGGAAACAUUUUUCAAUUUUAUCUCCGGUCAAAAAUCAAUGAAAGAGUUAAAAUUGGAGACGUUAGACUGUAAAGAACAUGGCCGCCAUGAUUGUAAGAGAUUGAUGAACUUGGACUUGUCUCAACAUUCAACUCUAUCAAUGAUAGACUUGUCGGUGUUACCUUGGAGGCUACAAUUAAAUAUAACAACACCGUCUUUAGUUUAUGUUAAGUUGGAGGACAUCAAUCUAGAUGAAAGUUCAUUGUUACUGUCACGUGACAUGUUAAAUAUUGAACGUGUGGGGUUGAGGGAGAUAGAAAUGUCUGCAGAAAGUUUACAAAACUUUUUUACCGUGCUGGAAAAUCUCCCGCAGUCAGUUACAGUAGUGAUGGGCGCCAUUACACCGGAAACAGAAUAUAAACAUGUUAGAGAAAAUAUUCGGAGUUCACAAACUUUUCAUGUGAUAUACGACGGCUGGUGGGAGACAAUUGAGUUCAAAACAAUAAAACCAAGUAAAGAAUAGACACGGAAAAACAUUGUAAACUUAACUAAAUGAAUUAUUUCAAUGAUUUUAAUUAAUAAAAAAAAUAAAAUAAAUGUGGACACUUAGAAACAAAAUGGCGACUCUUCAAACUUUAAUUAGGACAUUCAUGAGAAUGUACUUCCGUUUUCAAUUAAUAAUUCAAGUGGCAAUUGUUUAUAAAUAAAAACAUUUAAUUAGUAGAAAUAAUUCAAGGAAGUUUUUUACCGAAUUCAAUGGAUAUAAAAGAUGGAUUAGGAUAUGAAAAUAUUUAACAGAAAAUCAGCUCGAGUAAAUCUACAGUGACAAUGAUGAUUAUGCUUCUACUAGAGUCCAAUAUGAAUACUUAACACCUGGUUCCAGGCUUUACAAAAACAUAUCCAAAAGAAAAUUGUUUAAAAACAGUGCAUCACCAAUACCUUGUACAAUCUUUAGUUCCUCGCUGAAACAAAGACAGACCAGCAAACUUUUGCAUCGUUUGUACUUGUUUUCUUCAAGGAGAAUUUACAUCUGUGAAGAAAUUGAAGUUCUUACCAAGGCCGCUGUCAAAUA
Molecule: messenger RNA, 3922 nt
Organism: Ruditapes philippinarum (Manila clam)
Lineage: Eukaryota; Metazoa; Mollusca; Bivalvia; Venerida; Veneridae
Exons: 6
Coding region: 5-3373 (1122 amino acids)
Source: RefSeq, a predicted model, not a curated record